CGCUCCCUUCGAUAUAUAUAUAUAUAUAUAAACCCAACUCCUCUCCCGCUCCAUACCCAAGGCAAACGAACCCGUUACAAUGCCUCCCCCCCACCAUGCCGUCCUCCUCUGGACGACGGCCCUCUUCACGGCGGCCUUCCUCUUCCUCUCCGCCACCGCCUCCCUCGGCGUCAACUGGGGCACCAUCACCUUCCACCGCCUCCCUCCCAAAACCGUCGCCCGUCUCCUCCACGACAACGGCAUAAAAAAGGUCAAGCUUUUCGACGUCGAUCAUUACACCAUGGAAACCCUCUCCGGCACCGGCAUCGAAGUCAUGAUCGCCGUCAACAACCUCCUCCUCGCCCCUAUGAACAACUACGCCACCGCUAAAGCUUGGGUCCAAUCCAACGUCACCCAUUAUCGCACCCAUUACAGAGUCAACAUCACCCACGUAGCCGUCGGGAACGAGCCUUUCCUCAAGGACUACAAGGACAUGUUCACCAAUGUCACCUUCCCCGCCCUCAAAAACAUUCAGAGAGCUCUCGACGAAGCCGGACUUGGCGAUCAAAUCAAAGCCACCAUUCCCCUCAACGCCGAUAUCUACUACUCCCCCUGGUGGAAUCCUGUUCCCUCCGCCGGAAAAUGGCGGGACGAUGUCGCUGAUCUCAUGUCCGACAUCGUCAAAUUCUACAAUCGAACAGGGGCACCUUUCACCGUCAACAUUUACCCCUUCUUCAGCCUUUAUAUCGAUCCCAACUUCCCCGCCGACUUCGCUUUCUUCGACGGAAAGGGGAAGACAGUCUCCGAUGGAGAUUUUGUUUACACGAACGUGUUCGAUGCGAAUUACGACACGCUCCUCGCCGCGCUGAAAUCAGAGGGAUGCGGUGAAGUUCCGAUCAUCGUCGGAGAAGUGGGUUGGCCGACCGACGGAGAUGUGCACGCCAACACAUCUAUAGCGGGUAGAUUCUACAGAGGGAUAACGCAGAAAAUAGCUAAGAAAACAGGGACGCCGCAGAGGCCAAAAGAGGAUAUAGAAGUUUAUCUCUUCGGGCUGUUCGACGAAGAAGCGAAGAGCAUACUUCCGGGUCCAUUUGAGAGGAGCUGGGGGAUAUUUACAACUGACGGUAAGCCGAAGUUUCCGGUGGAUUUAUCGGGCGGCGGAGUUGCGGGAAAGGAGGCUGUUGGGGCGGUGGGAGUGGACUACUGGCCGAAGAAAUGGUGCGUUUUUAACACAGACUCGAAACAGAGGAAGAACGAGAGCAGGGUGAGGGCGAACAUGGAUUACGCGUGCAGUCAUGGAGCGGAUUGCAUGCCGCUGAGCUAUGGUUCGUCUUGUUCGGGGAUGGAUUUGGAAAUGCAGGCUUCGUAUGCGUUUAAUUCGUAUUAUCAGGCGCUGGGGCAGGGGAUUGGGACCUGUGGAUUUGAAGGGUUGGGGAAGGAGACGACGAAGGAUUAUAGCAAGGGAAGCUGCAAGUUUGAGAUUGGGAUUAAGGCGUAUGAUCCGAGUGAUGUGGAGGGGCCGGCGCCGGCGCCGGCGAUGGAUGGUGAGGGGAAUGGGGAGAAGAAGGGUAGUCAUGGAGAUGAGGAGCGCGACAGAGAAGCUUCGGAGGGUAGCAGAGGAAGGGGAUUGAGUGUUGGAUUGGGGAUGAUGGGUUUUGUGGUGGCUGCAUUUUUGUUAGGUUAGAUGUUGAAGAUGGUGGAAAUUGGGUUGGGUUUUUUUUGAAGGUCUUGUUG
This is a messenger RNA of Phalaenopsis equestris, 1713 nucleotides long. Its product is annotated as glucan endo-1,3-beta-glucosidase 8-like. The coding region runs from base 80 to 1663 and encodes 527 amino acids. Lineage: Eukaryota; Viridiplantae; Streptophyta; Magnoliopsida; Asparagales; Orchidaceae. Gene Ontology annotation, cellular component: plasma membrane. The record is from RefSeq and is a predicted model, not a curated record. The transcript has a single exon. Gene Ontology annotation, molecular function: hydrolase activity, hydrolyzing O-glycosyl compounds. Gene Ontology annotation, biological process: carbohydrate metabolic process.